AUGUCGUACUCGAACUAUAACCAAUUUGGGGGUAGCCCAAACAUCAAUCCCAAUGAUUUACAGAACCACGGCUCCGCAUUUUCCAACAACUUUAAUGGAGGAUCGAAUGGCUUCUCUAGCGGGUCUGCCCUCUUUGGCGACGAAGAGCUUCUCGAUACGUUAGGCAGUCCGACAGAACAGGCCCCAUCAAACAUGCAGGGUCAGGAUUUCAACGGCAUGAACAUGGGCUUUUCGCAAGACGUCUAUCCUUCUCAGAUGAACGGAUAUUCAAACACUCCAGAUGGUGAACCGAUUCAGAGCCCAUUCGUCCACAGCUAUGGCGGUCAAACUCAGUUCCACCAGGUCCCAAGACCAUCAUUCGGCGCCUCGUUACAAUCGCCCUUGUCUUACACUGGCAAUGAGGCCGACGCCGAUUUCCUCAAACAGCCUCGCGCUAGACUUUCAUCCGCCCAGGCCCAGGCCAUGCAGCGCAAGGCCUCCAAUACGAGGAGUCCCUUAACACCCGGCACCGCAACAGCCAUGGCGAACUUGACCGUCGGCUCUCACGAAUCGCCAGGCUUCGGUGCACAACCUAUUAGAGCAUCUGGUGGUCAUCACGAAAAAUCUCCCUCUAAUCAGUGGGGGAUACCUACAGGUAGCGGUACGCCAAAGAGCUUGUCCUCCUACCCAGGCUCUGGUCUUUCUUCGCCUAUGCAAAAUGGCUAUGCCCACCCACAUCUUACUGGGAUGAUGCAGAAUGCUGGUCAGUCUCUUCCGGCGAGAAUGGGCGGUCCAGCAUCUACUGUCAAGUCGCAAGAUGACAAGAGAAGGCGUAGGCGUGAGUCACACAACGCCGUUGAACGUCGCAGGAGAGACAAUAUCAACGAAAGGAUUCAGGACCUUGCUACACUCGUUCCGGCUCACCGGUUGGAUGAUGAAAAGAUCAAGAAAUUCAUCAGUAAUGGCACACCGCUCUCUCCAAUACUGACUGGCAUUUCCAUGCCUGACCCAGCCACAUCCGGCCUUGCAGGACCCGGCGCAAAGCGUGCUACAGGUGCUGGCAACAUCACUACUGGCCUUCCUAUUGAUGACAAGGACAAAGGUCCAAACAAAGGCGACAUCCUGCAAGGUGCUGUGGGCUGGACUAGAGACUUGAUGUGGAUGCUGCAUCUCAAGAUUCAGCAGCAAGAAGAACUGGUCAACAGCAUCCGUGAACUAGGUGGCCACACACCAUUUGAGCUCACUGAUGACGAGAAGCGCAUGCAAACCGAGUUGACCGAGGUCAUGAAUGCUAUGUCAUCCAAAACCAGGACCGAACCCCUUUCUUACACGCGCACCGAUGGAUCAGGGCUUAGAGUCCCGGAACACACAGACUACAAGGGUGAAGCUAUCAACGGUUCUAGCACAAUGGGAGCCAUACCCAUCAGCCCAGACGAUCCCAGCCCUGGUGAUCUUGAUGCGGAUCUUGUUGCUGAUCUUGAUGCCGAUAUUGACGUCGAACUUAUCGACACGGAUCACUAUUGGCCCGGACAUGAACGACUAAAGGAAGAAGAUGCGUUUCAACUCGAGAUGGCCAUGUGA
This is a messenger RNA of Truncatella angustata, 1560 nucleotides long. RefSeq lists its product as uncharacterized. Gene Ontology annotation, molecular function: protein dimerization activity; DNA-binding transcription factor activity, RNA polymerase II-specific; RNA polymerase II cis-regulatory region sequence-specific DNA binding. NCBI's taxonomy places the organism in Eukaryota, Fungi, Ascomycota, Sordariomycetes, Amphisphaeriales, Sporocadaceae. The transcript has a single exon. The coding region runs from base 1 to 1560 and encodes 519 amino acids. Gene Ontology annotation, biological process: regulation of transcription by RNA polymerase II. The record is from RefSeq and is a predicted model, not a curated record.